AUGCCUUCUGAGCAGCGUCCCCUCGACAUCACCUGCCCUCUCAUCACUGGCGGCGCAGGCGGAAUCGGCAAAGCCCUCGCCACAUUCUUCCUCUCCCAAGACCAAAAACUCAUCAUUGCCAGCCGCACCGAGUCCAACCUCAAGGCAGCGUGCGACAAAUCGGGGCGACGGCCGACUUAUACCCUGGAUACGAGCGACACGUCCUCCAUCCCCUCCAUCGCGAAACGUCUCUCGAAGCCCGCGGCAGCAGUCAUCAACGUCAGCAGCGUGCUCGGUUUCAUAUCCCUCUCGGCCAUCAACCCCCUCUCCAGCGGCACCAAGGCGUGGCUGCACUUUUAG
Molecule: messenger RNA, 339 nt
Organism: Verticillium nonalfalfae
Lineage: Eukaryota; Fungi; Ascomycota; Sordariomycetes; Glomerellales; Plectosphaerellaceae
Exons: 2
Coding region: 1-339 (112 amino acids)
Source: RefSeq, a predicted model, not a curated record